Messenger RNA from Clupea harengus (Atlantic herring), 3076 nucleotides. It is a transcript of the gene ttyh3a, whose product is annotated as tweety family member 3a. Gene Ontology annotation, cellular component: plasma membrane. The record is from RefSeq and is a predicted model, not a curated record. Lineage: Eukaryota; Metazoa; Chordata; Actinopteri; Clupeiformes; Clupeidae. Gene Ontology annotation, molecular function: volume-sensitive chloride channel activity; intracellularly calcium-gated chloride channel activity.
GGUGUGAAUACACUGACGCUGAGAUUGACAAGGGGACGGCUUGAAGGCAUUGCUUGGUGGAGUUUGCCUUGAGCUGAAUCAGCUGUAGAUAGCUGGUCGGUGUUGUCUUCACUGUUUGGGAGUUCUCUGACUGUAAACCGAUUCAUUGGCGAACACCGGACAGAACAAAGGACGUCGAUUCAAGAUACGGACUCGGUGUUUGGGGCGACCUAGAAAACUAGCUAGCUAGUGGUAUCUGUGCGAGCGAUCACCAGGUAUAGAACAUAACCGAUAGGCAUGAGGGGAUCUCGGUAAUCAACAGGAUUGGAAGUUAAAGAAAUUACAGAGAGAAGAGCAACAAGGACCUCACUCAAGUGGUCAGCUGCCUCGGGAGGACAAAUUGAAAGUGUCUAGAUAAACUGGACGUUACAUAGUAGAUUAAGAAGCGGAAUAAAACACCAGCCAAAAUGAGGAAGUCGAGGCAUUACGGAUCUUGAUAGUUACGGCUGCCUCUCACAACAAUAGGCAGCUAGCUAACAGCCAAGGUAGCAAGCUAGCUGUCCUUGCACUACGUCAUCGCUGUCUCUCCACAGAGAAAGCUGGUUAGCUAGCUUAAUUGCAGGGAAACGGUGGCAGUGGUAUUUUAGCUUGCCAAGGCAGACUGUGGUGUUAGAAGUGUGUAGCCUACCGGUAAACUUAGAAUAAUGAGGUUUACAUAAAAUCUUCAGGUACAUAGGGAUCAGCUGGCUCCAUAGAGCUUGUUUACCUUGGAGGCGGGAGGUAGUACGAGUCAGACCCAGGGCAUCAACCUUAGUUUAGAGCCAGCUAAAAUAGCUAACAAUGUGAAUUAGCUAGCCAACGCUAGAUUUAUUACACGGGUGCAGUAGUUGACAUUUGUAGCUUGCUAGCCGAUCGCUAACAAGGAAAACCAUGAACCAGGCAUGUUCUCUUUAACGUUUCUGCUCUAGACAUUUGCCUCAUUUUAAUAAUUAGAUACAUAGUAUUCUCCACAUCUAGAAACACAGUGUUACAAUUGUGUCUAGAUUUUAUUUUGCCAACCAACACCAGAGAACGCUGAGUCCUAACACGUUCUACACGUUAUCCAGCGUAGGUCUGGUACUGAACAUAGUGCUAGACUAAACACUUCCUCGACGCUUGCCAACUCGUUUAUUUUCUGAGUCUGUAUCAUUUUCGGAACAAUCAUUAUGGCAGCCGUCGUGAACUAUUCUCCGCCUUGGUGGGUUAAUUUGCUUCACCGAAUCCCUCACUUCAAUCUACAGUUCGAGCAAACUAGCAGUGAUUUUCGUCCCGAGGACUCCUCAUACCAACAGGCCAUCCUGCUGGUGGGAGGUGUGGCGCUGGCCUGCCUGGCGGUGGACCUCCUCUUCCUGCUGUUCUACUCGCUGUGGCUGUGCUGCCGGUGCAAGAAGAGCGAGGAGACUUCCAGCGCCGACUGCUGCUGCACCGCCUGGUGUGUCAUCAUCGCCACACUCGUCUGCAGUGCUGGCAUAGCAGUUGGUUUCUACGGAAACGGUGAGACAUGUGAUGGGGUGAAUAGGCUGACGUACUCUCUGCGCCAUGCCAACCGCACCGUGACGGGAGUGCAGAAACUGGUAUUGGACAGCACUGGGGCCCUAAACCAGACGGGUGAUGACAACCUGCAGCAGCUGGAGCAGCGCUACAGUAAGCACACGGACUACGUGGCCAUCGUGCAGAAGCUCCAGGGCCAGCUGGGCGAGCUGGUCCGGCAGAUGGGGGAGGUCCCCUUCUGGACCAACCCACGCGUCUCCCUGGAGGAGCUGGCUGUCAACAUCGAGCUCUAUGACUGGUACAGGUGGCUUGGCUACCUCGGCCUGCUGCUCUUUGAUGUGCUCAUUUGCCUCCUGGUGCUCUUCGGCCUUAUCCGCAACUCCAAGAACACUCUGAUUGGAGCUUGUUUAUUGGGCGUGUUGGCACUGGUUAUCGGUUGGGCAUCCCUGGGCCUUGAGUUGGCUGUUUCCGCGGGAUCCAGUGACUUCUGUGCAUCCCCCGACACUUACAUCAUCGAUGUGACUGCACAGUAUGACCUCAUCAACAAAGAUAUCCUGCACUACUACCUGAGCUGCAGCGUGGGCCGGACCAACCCCUUCCAGCAGAAGCUGUCUGGGAGCCACAAAGCUCUGGUGGAGAUGCAGGAUGACGUGUCAGAGUUGCUGCGCUCUGCCAUACGCGAGUACCCACAGACCAAGGGUAAUCUGGAAGAGAUCCAAGGAGUGCUGAACACCACAGAGGUUGGGCUGCACCAGCUAACUGCCCUGGUGGACUGCCGCAGUCUACACAUGGACUAUGUGCAGGCGGUGACGGGUGUGUGUUAUGACGGGCUGGAGGGCCUCAUCUACCUGGUGCUCUUCUCCUUCGUCACGGCGCUCAUGUUCAGCUCCAUCGUCUGCAGCGUGCCCCACACCUGGCAGGGGAAAAGGUCUGAAGAGGACAGUGAGGAGGACUCUCUGGCCCACGGCGACAGGCCGAACCCUGACAGCCUGUACCGCGUACACAUGCCCAGCCUCUACAGCUGUGGCAGCUCCUACGGCAGCGAGACCGAGAUCCCAGCCGCCGCACACACAGUCAGCAACGCCCCUGUCGGGGAGUACAUGACUCAGAACGCAAACUUCCAGAACCCACGUUGCGAGAACACCCCCCUCAUUGGACGAGAGUCCCCACCCCCCUCCUACACCUCCAGCAUGAGGGCCAAAUAUCUCGCCGGCAGCCGGCCAGACCCCAACAGCCGGCCAGACCCCAACAGCCGGCCAGAUCCCAACAGCCGGCCAGACCCCAACCCAGACCGCAUCUCUGCAGCGCACUAAAGCACACCAGCCCUGGAACCACACCUGCAAACCCCUCUUUAGCUCCUGGAGCCCUGGAACCACACCGGCAAACCCCUCUUUAGCUCCUGGAGCUCUGGAACCCAACCCCCUCCUCUCCUCUCUCAGCCACCAGAGCUCCUUGUCUACUCUGCAGUCUGUGAUGUGACAGACAUUCCCCCCACUGCCAUUCUCAAUCCCCCCCUGCUUCAAUCUCUGGCACUCUCUCAGUCUCAGUCUCUCUCUCUCUCUCUCUC